This is a messenger RNA of Suillus clintonianus, 633 nucleotides long. RefSeq lists its product as uncharacterized. The coding region runs from base 1 to 633 and encodes 210 amino acids. Lineage: Eukaryota; Fungi; Basidiomycota; Agaricomycetes; Boletales; Suillaceae. The record is from RefSeq and is a predicted model, not a curated record. The transcript is spliced from 6 exons.
AUGACGCAAACAGAUUCAUCAUUCACUAUCGGAGAAUUGGACUCCUCUUUGACAAAUGAUCCAAGCCAGUUCGUAUUCACGCCAGUCUUCGCAUCAAUACCAGACAAGUAUGAUUUUCUGAAGAUUCUGAUCCAAGAAAUUACUGUCAACUCUCAGGUCCUUCCGAGUCCUCCAAGUCUCUCUCGUUCGCUGAUCUGCGGUGCAGCAUCACUAAUUGAUGUGCUUGAGACCAAGACAACUCUCAUUUUAGGUCCACUCCACACCAGGGAUGUUAGCUGGGCUGAAGGUCAAAUCUGGAGACUGGCUUCUCAGGGCUGUGUUCUCAAAGAACGUCUACGUCAUACACCAGGGUAUAUCGAGCUCCAACUCCCCCACCUUCCACGCAACGUGCUGGUUUUCAGCUAUGGAAAUGAGGGACACUGUUGCGACUUGUGUGAGGUAGCGAAGGGAGGUUCUGAUGCCGUCCAGUAUGGCACAAUAUUGCACCGUCAGUCUAAUACGACAGUUUCACCAAGACAGGCAGUGACAGACAGACCAUCAAGGAUGAUCAGGCAAUGUCAGGCCCGCCAGGAUGGCUUGCCUGGCCACAAUGAUGAACCCUUACCAGCCCAGAUACUCGACAAAGCAGGCUGA